Daldinia decipiens is the source of this 522-nucleotide messenger RNA. RefSeq lists its product as uncharacterized. The record is from RefSeq and is a predicted model, not a curated record. Bases 1 to 522 code for a protein of 173 amino acids. Lineage: Eukaryota; Fungi; Ascomycota; Sordariomycetes; Xylariales; Hypoxylaceae. The transcript has 2 exons.
AUGGCCCAGCGUCAACUAUCAUCCACAACAACGACUAUGACAGCUACAAUGACACAAGGCUUUGCACCACCUCCGCCGCCAGUUCAGAAAGCGCCUAGCACGGAUGCUUUCAUUCAGAACCUGAACCUAGUAGCAGAGGCUGCGAAGCGUGCACAGAUGGCGGUGCUGAUGCGAGAUCUAGAGGGCAUUGCCAUCUCGUACACAACCGGGAUUGGAGAAGACCUGUCGAGAACGAGCAAACUGGGUUCAUUCAUCACUGCUCUUUGUACUACUUUGUGCUACUUUGCGGAUUUGGCACCUGACAUUGGCAUCUUUGGGGGUCACGGAUAUAAUGACGUUGGGCGCUUUUUUUUCUCCCCUCGCCUCCCCCCACCAACACCAACAGUAGCGACCACGCAGCGAGAAGCUUGCGUAACGAACUCCAACUCCAACUCCAACUCCAUCGGCAUAACCCGGAAACUUCUUCGAGACGCCCGUCAUCAUGAUCAUGACUUGUUCUACAUAUAUGAGAUCAAGGGCUGA